GCCACAUGGCAGCCUGGGUGCCCUGUACAGACUGGAUCCCCAAUGUGUGCCCAGUGUUUCCAGACGAUGGCGGACUCGCCGCAACCCUGAUCAGGAUAAACAGAUAGAGCAUCAUGUGGGCCCGUGUGAGUGCUAUGGCUACAGCAGCCCUCAGUUCCUCUGUGUUUUGGGCGCAUCAGAAGGACACAGAGCCUAAUGGUUCACAUUCAACUUCUGACCAGUCUUCAUCACAGUAUGAGCUCAAACUUGUUCAAGUGUUGUUCAGACAUGGUGCAAGAACACCACUGAAGUCCAUACCGGAUGUUUUAGAGGCACACUGGGUUCCUGAGCUGUUGCAGGUUCCAGAACACACCAAAAUCAACCAUGUGGUCACAGACCUACAGGGAGGCCCGAGACCACCAUCUCCAGUGGAGGACAGUUACAGAUCCAAAAUACUGACGGGUGGCACAUAUCCAGGUCAACUGACAACAGUGGGCAUGCAGCAGCUGUAUGAUCUUGGAGUGAGGCUAAGGAAGAGAUACAUUCAGGAUCUGGCCUUUCUAAGCUCAUCUUUCAAUGCAAAAGAAGUUUACAUUCGCUCAACCAACAUUGUCCGUACCAUUGAAUCAGCUAGGUGUUUGGUGGCGGGACUGUUCCAGCAGAAGCAGUCAGAUGUUGUACCUAUCGUCACACAGUCAGGAGAAAGAGAGAUCCUCUAUCCUAACUACUAUGCAUGCAAACUGCUUAAGCUGCUCAGUGGUUCUCGCUGGGCAGAAUCAUCUACAUUGCCAGACAUUGCUUCAGAUCUACAGCGCAUUCGGAGCGUGCUGGGUGUCGGGCCUCAUCAACAUCUCGACUUCAUUCUUAUCAGAGAUGACAUGGUGGCCAGAGAGACUCACGGUUUGCCGGCUCCCUCAGUGCUUAAUAGCUGGAAAGCUACAGUAGAGCAGAGAGCUGUGGAUAUGAUUUACCACGUGUAUGACCCCAGUAACAGGCAGAGUCUACAACUCACUGUGGGUCCUUUUCUCCACACCCUUCUAGCCAACAUGGAAAUCAGAGCUCAAGAUAACGCGUCUGAUCCAGAUAGGAAGCUGUUCCUGUACUCUGUGCACGACACCACACUGAUGCCAUGCUUGAUGGCACUGGGUGUGUUCGACAUGAAGUGGCCACCGUACGCUGCCGACAUCACACUUGAGCUGCACCAGCAUCGGCACACCAAGCAGCACCACGUCAAAGUUUCUUACGCCGGUCAGGAUCAGAAGAUUCCAGGCUGUAGUGAUGUCUACUGUCCUCUGGGAGAGUUCAAACAAGCGCUCUCUAUAUACACAUUGUCCGAGGAGAGCUACCACAACCUGUGUGAUCACACCACAGACCGCGCUCAUACUACCUCACGUCUUUGAAAACAAUAUAUGCUCUGCACAUGCA
This is a messenger RNA of Trichomycterus rosablanca, 1404 nucleotides long. It is a transcript of the gene acp6, whose product is annotated as acid phosphatase 6, lysophosphatidic. Gene Ontology annotation, cellular component: mitochondrion. The transcript is spliced from 11 exons. The record is from RefSeq and is a predicted model, not a curated record. Gene Ontology annotation, biological process: dephosphorylation; lysobisphosphatidic acid metabolic process. NCBI's taxonomy places the organism in Eukaryota, Metazoa, Chordata, Actinopteri, Siluriformes, Trichomycteridae. Bases 114 to 1379 code for a protein of 421 amino acids. Gene Ontology annotation, molecular function: lysophosphatidic acid phosphatase activity.